Molecule: messenger RNA, 541 nt
Organism: Amyelois transitella
Lineage: Eukaryota; Metazoa; Arthropoda; Insecta; Lepidoptera; Pyralidae
Product: endocuticle structural glycoprotein SgAbd-5-like
Exons: 3
Coding region: 31-387 (118 amino acids)
Cellular component (GO): chitin-based extracellular matrix
Molecular function (GO): structural constituent of chitin-based larval cuticle
Source: RefSeq, a predicted model, not a curated record
CGGUCACGGCAACCACACGGUGUUAGAAAAAUGAAUAAACUGGUGCUUCUUUGCCUCAUAUCAUCGUUGGCUUCCAGCACACUCGCAGCUAGUAUUCUAGAAAAUGCAGUGAAAUUGCUCAAACACGAAAACAACAAUGAUGGCUCCGGAAAUUACAGAUUCUUUUUUGAACAGUCUGAUGAGACGAGACACGAGCAGAUUGGGACCUUAAGGAACGCUGGGACAGACAACGCGUUUGUAGCAUCUGAAGGGUUUUAUACCUGGCGGGCCCCUUCUGGACUGUUGUACUUAGUGAAAUACAUUGCUGAUGAGAACGGAUUUCAGCCAACAGUUGAAGAAGGUCCAGGCGCCUUGCCUCCUGCGGCUACUGCAUCACUUUUAGGCUAAGUUGAUACGAUUGGAAAAUAUGUGGAUUUCGUUUUUAGAAUCAUAGACUGACCUUUCUUACGAAUGUUUUCAAAAGAUGUAGGCGAAUUUUGACCUUUGCCUACUAUUUUUUAAGUAGGUAUGCUAAAGUUCAUGUUUCUUAGAGAACCUUGUG